GGUCGGGUGUGCAGCAGAGUUUUUAUACGUACAGGUCAGGGAGGGAUCUAGUCACUGAAUAGGUCGGCUGUUUUAGGUACGACGCAUGGCGUGUUGCAUGGAUACACGACACGGAACAUGCAGCACACAUCUCCUCUGCAAGUUUAGCUCGCAGAAAGCAAUCGCUUUGGCCGCGUUUCUGCCGCUAUAUUUCACUGUGGCACGAUGUCCCGCCCCGAGGGUGACCGUGAUUACCGGCGAGAUCGUGAAAGAGGUGAUUCGCGGGACGACAGGCGGCGUGACGACGACAGGGGCAAGCGCGAGCGAGACGAUGAUGAUGAUUCGAGGGACAGGGACAGAGAGAGGGAGAGGCGGCGGGACGAUGACGACUACCACGACAGGCGGCGGGACAGGGACAGAGGGCGUGACAGGGACAGAGACGAUGACCGCCGAAGAACCGACAGAUACAGGUAUGUGUCUGUGCGUGGGUGGGUGGCUGGGUGGAUUGAUAGAUCUGACACACAUAUGUAUGUGUCCUUCCGUCAGAGAUCGGGAUUACGACCGGGACAGGGACAGGGACCGGUGAGUGAGCAGCCACGCCCAGACAGCACAGCACUACCAGACAGGGAGGAUGGAUGAGAUUAUUGAUGCGCGCGUGUGUGUGUGUGUGUGCGUUGUCAGGGACAGGGAUAGGGACAGGGAUGACCGCCGGCGUGACCGAGACUACGACGACAGGGACGUAGACAGACGGAGGUGAGCACCACGAAGCACCACCUAGAAGAGCCUUCAUUGCCCUGUGUGUGGAUGGUUUCACCCAUGCAGGGACAGGGACAGAGACCGUGACAGGGACAGAGACAGGCGAGAUCGGGAUAGGGACUCAUACAGGUGUGCAUACCCGUCUGGGUGUAAGAAUGUUACGUACCUACUUCUGCGACCGCUUUUGUCAUUCAGGCGUGGCCGGAGGGACGAUGACGACGACCGAGACGACGACAGAUACAACAGAGGUACGCACAGCAGGGAGGGCACCACACACACACACACACACUCUCACCAACCAAACGCUCUGUGUGUGUCGGUGUGUUUGCCCAUCCAUCAGAUGAGGACAGGAAGCGUAAGCGUCGCCACGACAGCGAUGAUGACGACGACGAUGACGACCGGCGCGACCGGAAGGACCGGCGCCGCGACUCGCCCAAAAAACCCACUACCAAUGCCAAUGCAUCGACGUCCAAGAAACCGGUCAAGCCCAAGCGCCACAAAAGCGAUGAUGACAUGUCAAUCGACAGCGAUGGUGACGACGCCAAAAAGAAAAAGAAAAACAAAGUCAGCGGCCGGCGAGAGACAGACAACACAUGGAUGCACGAGUGUGGCUGUGGAUGGAUGUGAUGUGUGUGGUUACUUACAGGACAGUGACGAUGAUGCGUCGGAUGACGAUGAGGACAAGGACGGCGACUUGACGGAGGAGCAGCUGAUGCAGAAGCUGAUGGGUUUCGGCAACUUCGACACGAGCAAGGGCAAGGACCACAGCAAGUCAGACCUCGGCGGGGUCAACAAGAGGACCAAGCGCAAGUACAGGCAGUACAUGAACCGGAAGGGCGGAUUCAACAGACCCCUCUCGCCCGUCUUCUGACCAACCUACCAACCAACCAACCAACGACAGACGUGACAGACAGGGAGCGUCUCUUGGGAGGCCGUGCCGUCCAUCGCAUUCACUAUAUGUUUCGG
Messenger RNA from Vitrella brassicaformis, 1701 nucleotides. NCBI's taxonomy places the organism in Eukaryota, Vitrellaceae. The record is from the annotation of a GenBank genome assembly.